Sphenostylis stenocarpa is the source of this 405-nucleotide messenger RNA. NCBI's taxonomy places the organism in Eukaryota, Viridiplantae, Streptophyta, Magnoliopsida, Fabales, Fabaceae. The record is from the annotation of a GenBank genome assembly.
AUGAUUGCUGGUUUGUUAGGCCUUGGUGGAGGAUUUAUCUUGGGACCCCUUUUCCUUGGACUAGGCAUUCCACCUCAGGUUGCAAGUGCUACAUCCACUUUGGCAAUGGCUUUUUCUGCAUCCAUGGCAGUGGUGGAAUAUUACCUUCUCAAACGUUUCCCAAUUCCUUAUGCUCUUUACUUCGUAAGUAUAGCCACUGCUGCAGCACUUGUUGGACAGCAUUUGGUGAGAAAGGCAAUUGCCAUACUUGGAAGAGCCUCUGUGAUCAUUUUCAUCCUAACCUUCACACUCUGUGUUAGUGCAGUUUUACUGGGUGGAGUAGGAGUUGCACACAUGAUUCAAAAGAUUGAAAAUAAGGAGUACAUGGGAUUUGGAGACCUCUGCACAUACAGGGCCACAAAAUAA